GGUUGUGGGAAGGUGGUGGUCCUGGGCGAAAAACACCGUCCAGAAAAGCAACCAACGGGGCAACUUUGCAUGUUUUUGUAGUCCCUUCAUCUCCAAAACAAACCAUUAAACUUCGGAAUUGAUACAAACUGUCGCUAACAAAUGAAGUGACGGAUUUGACUUUGGUUGUCCUCGGGAAUAAAGUUGGGAAACUACGAGGUGAAAAUGGAGAGCCCAGCUGAGUGAGAGUGGGGUGAGGAGGCUGGAUUUGGCAAAGUUGGGAGUCCUGCCCUGCUGCUAGCAGGCUAGUUAGCAUGCUUAAACACUUCUUCAACACGCUAUUUCGGAUAAGUAAUGAGACCUUCCCUCUGCUGUUCUUCAGCCUGUGAUUCUCCAGGGGAGCUGCUUUAUCUGUGGCAAGACCCACUGCUGACAUUGCAGCCUUCCCCAAUGGAUCGGAGCGUAGUCGAUGAUCUUAUUUUCUGUGGAAGUUCUGCCUGAAUCUUUCUGCAGUUCUCCUAAAGGCAGCUGCACUCAACCCUGUUUUAUACAACCUCUCUCCCUCCGCCGCCCGGAUCAAUCAUUUUUGUCCCGUGAGCAUCCAUACUAGCUCAUGCGGUUUUCUCUCAAACAUUCGACAUAUUACGCCAUCUGAGAUGGGGCCCUGGUAGGUUCUGCAAGGGGCUUGAGGUACCCCCUGCCUGCUGACUGUGCAGCCUGUCUGUGUGUGCGACACCCACUGGCACAGACCUAUCAAAAGAAUACUGUAACAAAAAGACAACCAGUAAUACAGUACUUGCUGAUGGAGCCUAGACACACAACUUGCUUGCCCAGAAUAUGUUAACAAACUCUUGGACUUUUUAAAAUUGGACUUAAGUGGAUGUAUCGGGUGUAUUCAUGAACUGUGACUGCUGAUGCCAGCUCAUUGGGACUCGAGUGGGUGUAAUCAGCUUUAUUCAUGAACCCUGUCUCUGAGUGUGGCUACAGCCUGGAUGUUGGAUGCCCUGAGUGUGUUGAGUCAGCUGUUGCGGUGAUGAGGCAGGGCUCCUGGUGGCCUGUGUGGCUCGCUGGGCAGUGGCCCAAGGUGAUGUGAUGGGGUGCAGGAACAGUAAGGUCCUCCCUGAGCCUCCAGGGGAUGUUCAGUUGGACCUGGUCAAAAAGGUUGAUCCUCCCCAACCUCCUCAUACAGAUAUCUAUAAGCACUUCAUACGAGGCAAUGGCACUCGGAGCAAGACGGAUGGGGCCGUUGGAGGGGGAGGUGACAAGGCUGACUCCACCUCCCCGUGUCAGGCCCAGGCCCAGGCGGCCACUCCCACCGCCUCAGCCCAGCCCUCUAAGGACCCGUCUGAUCUGUCGGACCCUCAGCGGAAAAAGGUGGCGAAAUACCGAGCCAAGUUUGACCCCCGGGUCACGGCCAAGUACGACAUCAAAGCUCUGAUAGGCCGUGGGAGUUUUAGCCGGGUCGUUCGCGUGGAGCACAAGAGCACCCGGCAGCCGUACGCCAUCAAGAUGAUCGAGACACGUUACCGGGAGGGCCGAGAGGUGUGCGAGUCCGAGCUGUGCGUCCUGCGACGUGUCCGUCAUACCAACAUAAUCCAGCUGAUGGAGGUCUUCGAGACGGCAGAGCGCGUCUACAUGGUGAUGGAGCUGGCCACCGGAGGGGAGCUCUUUGACCGGAUCAUUGCUCGCGGCUCCUUCACGGAGCGCGACGCCACGCGGGUGCUGCAGAUGGUGCUGGACGGCGUCAAGUACCUCCACACUUUGGGGAUCACCCACCGAGACCUGAAGCCGGAGAACCUGCUCUACUACCACCCCGGCGCCGAUUCCAAGAUCAUCAUCACCGACUUUGGUUUGGCCAGCAGCCGGAAGAAAGGGGACGAAUGUCUGAUGAAGACCACCUGCGGCACGCCAGAGUACAUCGCCCCGGAGAUCCUGGUCAGGAAGCCCUACACAAACGCUGUAGACAUGUGGGCACUGGGGGUGAUAUCGUACAUCCUGCUGAGUGGAACCAUGCCCUUCGAGGACGACAACCGCAUGAGGCUCUACCGGCAGAUCCUCAAGGGGAAGUACAGCUUCUCUGGAGAGCCGUGGCCCAGCGUGUCAAACCUGGCCAAAGACUUUGUGGAGCGGAUCCUGACGGUGGACCCCAGCGAGCGGCUCACAUCUGGCCAGGCCCUCAAGCACCCCUGGAUUGUCAGCAUGGCCGCCGCCUCCUCCAUGAAGAACCUACAGCGCUGUAUCUCUCAGAACCUCCUUAAGCGGGCGUCCUCGCGCUGCCACAGCACCAAGUCGGCCCAGUCCACUCGCUCCAGCCGUUCCACCAAAUCCAACAAAGCCCGACGGGUGCGAGAGAAGGAGCUGCGUGAGCUGAACCGUCGCUAUCAGCAGCAGUACAACGGCUGAACCAGCCUGGACCUUGACAGCCUGCGACUGUAGCAAACCUUAUACUUUUGAAGAACACAGCACUACAAUGACAAUUUUUUUUAUUUUUUUUACAAUGACUACCACCAUUCGAAGUUGCUGCCAAUACUUCAAGUCCCAAAUCAUUGCCUUAAAAAAAAAAAAUAGGACAAUGGCCUGACUAAUUCCAUGGCUACCA
Sander lucioperca (pikeperch) is the source of this 2578-nucleotide messenger RNA. It is a transcript of the gene pskh1, whose product is annotated as protein serine kinase H1. Gene Ontology annotation, molecular function: protein kinase activity; ATP binding. Gene Ontology annotation, biological process: protein phosphorylation. Lineage: Eukaryota; Metazoa; Chordata; Actinopteri; Perciformes; Percidae. Bases 1072 to 2382 code for a protein of 436 amino acids. The transcript is spliced from 4 exons. The record is from RefSeq and is a predicted model, not a curated record.